AUGGUCUCUUAGAAAGUAAAGGAACUUUACCCUAACGCCCAAGUUGAAGGAAAGGCUAUUCCUGGUGGUUCAGGAGCUAUGGAGGUUACAGUUACCGUAGGUGAAAAAUCCUAAAAAAUAUGGUCUAAGCUAGGUGGCGAUUCUAGAAUAGACUAAAACGCUUUGGCUGAAUUAACCAAAAGACUCUAAUAGUUUGUCGACUCCUCUUGA
Molecule: messenger RNA, 210 nt
Organism: Tetrahymena thermophila SB210
Lineage: Eukaryota; Ciliophora; Oligohymenophorea; Hymenostomatida; Tetrahymenidae
Exons: 1
Source: RefSeq, a predicted model, not a curated record